ACUACCUCCGUUCCUAAUAAAACUUUCAAAUGGGUAUGAAAUAAUCCAGGAAUUAAAGCUUAAAGCUUAUUGAAGUCUACAUCUAAAGACAAAUCAAGCAUAAAACAUUUAGGAAUAAGUUGUUUAUGGGCGGCGUUUUCUUCUCCUAGCCUGGUCUAGGUCGUUUUGAGCGGGCGGCGCCGAUUUUCGGUGCUUUGGAGUCCCGAUUUUGCUAGCUUUUGCGGUUGAAGUGGAGUUUUGGUACGGGAAUUUUGCUUGUGGGCUUGGUGCUUAUGUAUAGUAUGUCAAUUUCCGGUGUGACGGAUCUAGCAGAUUGGAUGCCGGGUAUGGUUUAAGCAGGGUGCGUGGGCAACGACAACACGCUACGUGGGGUGCGAGGCUUGAUUCCCAAAUUCUUGGUUUAGCUAUUCUGGCUCUCUUGUUUAUUGAGAUGGAAGUUGCACCAAUUGUGUUUGAUCCGGGUGGAGAUCAGCGUGCGAUGGAGAGGUGGCUGAUGUGGCGCAGAGUAGUCCAGAUUCAAAGGUUGGAGAACGAAGACGAAGUGUUAAUGGCUCGUCCCCCUCUUGAACCGCCGCCAUGGAGGAGCCAUGCGAUUAGGGUUUGGGAAAAUGUUCUAUUCGUUGUUUCUGUUUAUUUUCAGUCCAAUUUGUUUUACUUUUUCAAUUUUAUUGAUUUUAGGAUAAAGAAUAAGGGGGUAGGUUAUUGUUUGUUUCAGUGGUUAGUUUUCUAAAUGGAGGCAAUGGGGCUGUUUCAGUCGCUAAUAGCCUCUUAGCUCUCACCGUUUCAGCGAUUAGUCUCACUCCUUUUGGGGUGGACUAUUCUAUGUCUGGGCAUGACGUGAGAGGGCCAAUGAGCUUUGGGUAUUGUGGAUCUAGUGGGAGUUGUUGGUAUGGGAUCUUGAUUGAUGUAAUGACUCGUUUGAUUCUAAUAUAAGUGUUUUCCUUUCAAAAAAAAA
Messenger RNA from Cuscuta epithymum, 955 nucleotides. The record is from the annotation of a GenBank genome assembly. Lineage: Eukaryota; Viridiplantae; Streptophyta; Magnoliopsida; Solanales; Convolvulaceae.